CAACUUGGAAGGAGAUCCUGACUUGGACAUUUCUGCUUUAGCAGUCCGGUUACUUGACCCCAUCCCUCCCUCUCCUCACCAUCUCCACCCCCCUCACCCUGCAGGGUGGAGGCUAUCAACCCCUCCAAGCUCUUUCAGGGUCAGUUUCCAGUUUUAGGGGGGCUGAUCCAGACCUCCAGUCCACUAUCGUUAGAUCUCUUGAACGUCUUGAAUGAGACGUACUAUCUAACUAUUGAGCUGGAUUUGACUAACCUCCUUAUCUCGUCUCAUCUGGAUCACCGGAUUUAAACCGCCGACCCCACAGACAGCUAAUUUAACUCCAGAGACCAGCAUGGCAGACAAGCCUGGUUUGCCAGCAGGUGGGGGGGACGAUGCGGGCAGCAUCAUGGCGCUGUUGGAGCGCGUGGCAGGCCUCAUGGACAGCGUCCAGACCACGCAGCAGCGCAUGGAGGAGCGUCAGCUGGAGCUGGAGAACACGGUGAAGACCAUCCAGACCGACAUCAUCAAGCUCACCAACGACCACGCCAACACCAGCUCCACCGUCGACAGGCUGCUGGAGAAGACCCGAAAGGUCAGCCGCCACAUCAAGGACGUGAGGGUGCGAGUGGAGAACCAGAACGUCAGGGUGAAGAAGGUGGAAGCCACCCAGGGAGACCUGCUCGCCAAGAACAAGUUCCGAGUGGUCAUUUACCAGGGUGACCAGGAAGUGAAAGCUGUCACACCAGGAAGCGAGCCUGCAGAGUCCAGUGGGGCUGCAGCAGCCAGAGCCGAAGUGGAACCGGACAAGUUCGAGCUCCCCCCAGAGUCUGAUGAGGAGUACAUGGUGGUGGAGGAGGCGGACUCCUCAGCUGCCGGCAGAGCCAAGAAGACAGGGCUGACACGCAUAGAGAGCUUCAAAGCCACCUUUUCUAAGGAGAACAUGAGCAGUAAAGUCAACAAGCUAGGAGAACGCAUCGUCACUGCAGAGAGGCGCGAGAAGAUCCGUCAGUCUGGGGAGAGGCUGAAGCAGUCUGGAGAGAGGCUGAAGGAAACCAUCACCAAGAACGUCCCGGCAAAGCUCAAUUUGAAAAAGGAGAGGACUGUGGCGGAGGGCCAGGAGGGAGCCGAGGGAGCCUCCGAGGGAGCCAUGCCAGUACCCCCCCCAAAGGGCCGCAAGACCAGCCCACGGGCCGCAAGGGCGGCGGAUGACGAGGGCAAGAGCGAGGAGUCCGAGGUGCCCAUGUACGACAUGAAGCAGCUGUCCUGAACCACCAGGUCUGAGAUACUUCCUUUAGACCUGAAAGACCACAUAGAAAGAUUCAAAAGGGUUCUGCAGGAUCUGCUCUCGAUCAGCUGCAGGAACCAAGUUUGUCUGACUUUAAGUGAAGGAUGUGAACGAAGAACAUGAAGGACACAGAUCCAACAGAACACCCAGAAGACUCCUGAAUCCCUGGAAGUUUCUACCGUUUGUGGGUUUCAGACAUUUAUUACCUUCCAGCUCCACACAGAGACAACUCAUGUUCAGUGAAAUCAUGAAAGGACUGAUUUCAGAGCUGACCAUCAAGCCUCUGACACCAUCCCGCUGAUGUUCACCUGUUUGAGUAAAGUUAAUACGUCGGUUGAUGAGACAGGGUGAUGCUAUGGUUUGACAUGAUGGAAACAGGAGAAGAUUUGAGAGGGAAUAUUAUGUCCCUUCAGGGUUUUAGUUAUGAUUCAAACGUUGAAGACGGAAGGAACCAAGACCUGUGGAAAUCAGGUCGGAUGGACAAGAAACUCCAAAGGCUCUUAUAGACCAGGGGUCCCCAAAGAUUUUCUUGUGAGGGCCACAGAACUGUUUUCUUCUCUGAUGUGGGCCGGGGUCGGUUUGCAGGAAAAGGGCAGCAAUCACAGCCUAAACGUAAACAUUUACGGUUUGCUAGAUAGCCACACAUAGCCAAAUUUUAAGUAAUUAAUUUCUGCAAUCUUCAUAGAAACAAAUAAUACUGAAUGUGGCUUCUGAAGAUGCUGAAAAUGAUGACUAUAAACACUGAAGUUGUUAGCUGAAAUGGCAGAAGUUAAUAGCUGAAAACACUGAAGCUGAUAGCUAGCUAAAAUAUUAGUAAAAUGCCAAAUUAGACUAAAACA
This is a messenger RNA of Oryzias melastigma (Indian medaka), 2103 nucleotides long. It is a transcript of the gene cavin4b, whose product is annotated as caveolae associated protein 4b. The transcript has 2 exons. Lineage: Eukaryota; Metazoa; Chordata; Actinopteri; Beloniformes; Adrianichthyidae. Gene Ontology annotation, cellular component: cytoplasm; caveola. The coding region runs from base 332 to 1246 and encodes 304 amino acids. The record is from RefSeq and is a predicted model, not a curated record. Gene Ontology annotation, biological process: regulation of gene expression.